Messenger RNA from Daldinia caldariorum, 2535 nucleotides. RefSeq names its product cytochrome P450. The record is from RefSeq and is a predicted model, not a curated record. Gene Ontology annotation, molecular function: monooxygenase activity; iron ion binding; oxidoreductase activity, acting on paired donors, with incorporation or reduction of molecular oxygen. Bases 551 to 2272 code for a protein of 573 amino acids. The transcript is spliced from 6 exons. Lineage: Eukaryota; Fungi; Ascomycota; Sordariomycetes; Xylariales; Hypoxylaceae.
UGACAGUGAAGGUAACGAGGUGGCGCAUUAAGAGAUAGAUGAAUACCUAAUGUAUUUAGGAAGUUGUUAGUUCUAACAUCAUUUUGAAAUCUCCGCCCCCAACCUGGCAAAGCCAAAAAGCGAUAGUGGCACGAUCCUAAGAAGUUGUGUAAUCUUGAUCUAUGUUGGGGCCAUCAUAAGGGAAGAAUGUCACAACGGCACGUAUUAAUUUCUCUAAACUAGUCUGCGAUCAGAAAAUCCGGGGGUGGAGUAGAAGUGGAUGAGUAGAAUCCAAAAAGAGUAUAAGCAAUGGCUGAAUGAGGAGUAUCGGAUAAAUGCCGAAUCGAGACCCCAAGGCGUGCCAUAGCCACCUAUCUGUUUGCUUGAAUAUAUUGGUGCUAGCAUAAUAAAGGCGAGCCUUCCCCGACGAAUUUUAAACCUUGAGCUUUAAGCAGGUAUGGUUAUUUACAUGCUCUUUAACCUAAACUGCUAUAUAGAUUUGUGCCAUUCAUAGACCUUUGCCAGGUUAUCUUGUCCUCUCCGAAGUAAAGACGUAUUGCUUCCUAUCACGAUGUUGUUCGACCACUUCCUAGCUGGGCUAGGGACCGGAGGCGGAAGGACAUUGUUUGGUCAAAUUUCGGCGUGGCAUCUAGUUACAUCAACUUUAGUGAUUGGUAUCGUUACCCUGAUAAUUGAUUAUGGUUAUAUGCUUUGGAUGCGAUCAAAGUUGCCUCCUGGUCCCUUCCCUUGGCCAGUUGUAGGUAAUACUUUCAUGCUCCCGGAUAACAAGCCUUGGAUAUGGUUCGAGGAACUAUCUAAGAAUUACGAUGCGCCACUCGUCACAAUAUGGAUCGGACGAAAUCCAACAAUCUGGAUUAAUGAUGCAUGGACGGCGUCGGAGCUCUUCGAGAAGCGUGCAGGCAUCUACUCAUCGCGGCCACGGAUGUUGGUUUUUGCUGAGCUAGGUGCCGGCCAAGAUAAUCUAGUCAAUAUGUAUACGACUCGUCCUGAACAGCGUGAUCGUUGGCGUGUCCACCGUAAGCUCAUACAUCAAGGCGUUGGUAUACAAUCCGUCCGCAGAUAUCGCCAAUUCCAGAAUAAUGAGAGCCGUGUCGUCGCUUAUGACUUACUCAAAGCUCCCAAUGAUUAUGUAAAGCACUUUGAACGGUACGCCACAAGCGUUGUCUCCAUUGUCGCCUUUGGAAGACGUGUCGAAAGCUGGAAUGACCCCAUCAUCACCGAAGUCAUCGCCGUUAUGCAUCUAGCUGCUGACUUAAACGUCCCCGGCAAAAAGUUCCCUAUGCUCAUGGAGACGUUUCCUUUCCUUGCAAAAGUUCCCAGCGAGAUUGCGCCAUGGAAGUAUGGGUUAGGCAAGAGACGUGGAACUCACUUUUUCCACGCGUUAGCAGACGAAGCAGUUAAGAAGAAGGGACACGAGGACUCUUUCGUCCACUACCUGUUCUCUGAAGGCCCGAAAUAUAACCUCAGAGAAGCUGAGAUCUCUUCCCUAACUGGAAAUCUAUUUGGUGCCGGAUCCGAUACUAGCAGCAGCACUCUAAUCACGUUUAUACUCGCUUGUUGUGCAUUCCCCGAGACCUUGGGCCCAGCGUGGGAAGAACUUGAUCGCGUAGUCGGCCGUCAUAGAAGCCCGGCCUGGGAAGAUGAAGACAAGCUCCCUUACAUCAAGGCGUUCGUCAAGGAAGUAUUCCGAUGGCGCUCGGUUGCCAUUAUUGGAGGACAACCUCAUGCGCCUACGCAAGACGACUACUAUAAAGGUUGGCUGAUUCCUAAGGGCACUUGGAUUCAGGGCAACGUCUGGGCGAUCCACCACAAUGAGCGCGAAUUUCCUGAGCCGGAUCGUUUCAAUCCAAACCGUUUCCUUCCUGGACAUCCAGAUAGUCGACCAUUCCCAGGAGAAAGGGGAUACAUGACAUUUGGAUGGGGUCGCAGGGUUUGCUCGGGGCAAGCACUAGCUGAGCAGGGUACUUGGAUCACCGUCGCGAGGAUAUUAUGGGGUUUCAAUAUCCAGAAAAAGAAGCGCUCAGAUGGCACGACAGUUGAUGUAGACAUCUUUAAUUACACGAACGGUCUCAAUAUGCGACCGCAGCCGUUCGAGUGCAGCAUUGUUCCACGCAGUGAAGAGAUUCGGCAAACGAUAGAGCGUGAGGGUAAGCGGGCACUUGAAGAGCUUGAACAGUAUCGCGGAGAAACCAAGUAUCGCAUGUCAACUUUCUACGCGAGAAACGAAAUCGUGAUGAAGCUUUAUGGAGGGGAUGAGAAGGAAUCCUCGUAGGGUAUUAUUGUAUUUGACGAUGCGGGGGUGAUCGCACAGGCACGUUUUAGAACGUAGAUCCUCUAAAACAAGCUACAUGGAAUAAAAGUGUAACACAGCAAUAACGAGAAGAAAAGGAAGGUAACACAAGUAAAAAGCUCGCAGGGAACGCGUACCUAAAUAAGGGAGAAUGUAUUGUACAAUGCCGAAAGAUUCGCUCAAGUCACCUGAUUUACCUCAUCAAAUUCGCAAAUUCGGUACCCAACCAAAGACAUGGAAAUGUU